Messenger RNA from Cuscuta epithymum, 1339 nucleotides. The record is from the annotation of a GenBank genome assembly. NCBI's taxonomy places the organism in Eukaryota, Viridiplantae, Streptophyta, Magnoliopsida, Solanales, Convolvulaceae.
UCCUCUUCCUAUUUAAAAACCCACAAAGAUUUCGAAGCUCCAACUAGAAAAGUUGUUUAUUUUAGAGAACGACGAAGACGACAGACAAAUUAAACCAGAGGCGAAUAAACCCUAAUCGGACUUAAAGUGGUUGAAUAUUUACAAAAAACUGUACAUAUAUCCACACGAAACCACGGAUAGAUCAUAAAUCUCAGGAUAAAAAGCUACGUGUAAUUGAUAUGUCAAAUAUUGCAGAGGCACAGAAGAAGACGACAUGGAGUACCUGGGAGGAACUCCUACUCGCUUUCUCCGUAAAGCGCCAUGGGAUCAAGGACUGGGAUGCUGUGGCGCUGGAGCUCCGGAGCCGGAGUUCCUUGCCCGCCCUCCUCACAGCUCAAAUUUGCAGAGAGAAAUAUCGCGACCUCCAACGCCGCUUUACGAACGGCCACGCGGCGGUCGAUAUUGACGACGGCGGCGACGUCGUUAUUCCUUGGCUGGACGACUUGAGAGAGCUCCGCGUCGCCGAGCUCAGGCAAGAGGUCCAUCGCCACGAUCUCUCGAUCCAGUCUUUGCAGUCGAAGGUGAAGCGGAUGCUGGAGGAGAGAGAGCGGAGCAUGAAGGAUGGGCAAGAGAUUGCCAUUGAACCAGAUCUAGCAGGGAGCAGGAAGAAGAAUAUAGCCGACGACGGAGACAAGUCCGAUGAAAUAGGAGAGGUCGUCUCCGGCGGGAAUUCUGACCAUGAAAACCGAUCGGUUAACGAGUCGAAUUCCGCUGAGAAUACCGAAGCAGAGGACAAGUGUAAACCCGAUCCGGUCCACGCGAAACCGGAUUCGCAGGAAAAGCCGACCGGGGAAGACUCGUGCAUAGAUAGUUUGAACCGGCACGAGACUUCCAAGACCGGUCAGAAAAGUAACGGUGACGACGUGUCCAAUGACGUGACAAAAGAGGGAGGUGACGUGGAAAGCUCCGCCAGCUUGACGAAAAAGCGCCGGAAGCGAGGCGGCGGUGAGCAGGCGGUGGCGCCGUCUCCCGCCAUCGUCAUGAAACGGGCCAGCGCGAAUAAAUCAGAGCCGUUGGUUGCCCUUUUAGAUGUUAUCCGGUCGCACAAGUAUGGCAGGGUGUUCAAGCGACGGCUCCAGAUUCAGGUAAUAAUCACCUGCUUCGCAAUACAUAUUAGGAAAUGAUUGAAGGUGAUUUCGAUGUUGGGGACCCACUUUUAAGAUCCAAAAUGAGCCCUCCACCUAAUUGCAACUCUUCCAGUCAUGUUAUACAGAUAAAUAGUUCGGGAAACGGUUCAUACUCAAAGUUGUUAAGUUGAAAUGAAAUUUAUUGAAUAAACUAAAAAUGCGUUAUUACAAAA